ACCAAGGAACGCGGGACUCGGUCGAGGAGGAAGGCUCCAAGUGACAUUAUUGUCCGCCAAAGAAGUGUCACAUCCUCCGACUCGAAUAUCUCGAAUAAAAAUCCCCAACAAUCCCCAACAAUCCGUUUCCGAUUCCAAAUAUCUAGGGCCCAUUUGACUGGUUCACCACAUCGUUGGGUCGAACACGAAGGUGCUUUCAUCGAGCAGGUCUCCGACGUGUGCUGGGUAGCCCUGGGUUACUGGAACUUCAAGACUCGUCACGAAUUUAUCUUGGAGGCUGGUCAAAUUUCGACACAUCGAUUUAGUAGACGAUGGAGGGGCUCCUUCUUUGAUGGGCUGGUAAUGCAGACAAGUCCUGGAAAGGGGCGUUAUAUUGAUGGCUUCGCCGUCUGUUGUAUCGCCUCGUUUCAUAGCGUGUUUUUAGGGAUUAAUAAACCAAGUUUCAAUGAGUGUUAUGGAUUCAUAUUUGGUGUGGUGUUUACAGCCAUGAGACCUUGUGAGAUGAACGGAGAUCAGUCCCAUGCUACUUACCAUAAAACUAUACUUCCACCUGCUCUUACAAAACUGCACGCGAAGAUUCGUUACGAGACAAAGUUCUCUCUCGAAGAAGAAGAGGCUUCUUUAACAAAGAUACAUCUGUGUCUUUCGAUGCCAUCACGUAGGGAAUGCUCAACUUUGAAGCAAUGA
This is a messenger RNA of Colletotrichum abscissum, 687 nucleotides long. RefSeq lists its product as uncharacterized. NCBI's taxonomy places the organism in Eukaryota, Fungi, Ascomycota, Sordariomycetes, Glomerellales, Glomerellaceae. The transcript has a single exon. The annotation marks the transcript as partial. The record is from RefSeq and is a predicted model, not a curated record.